GCGGCGGCCGGGGGGGAGCCGCGUUCCCUGAUCAAACGGCGUUCUUUGACCAAAGCCCCAUUCUCUCACCAAGCCCUGUUCCCUGCCCAAAACCCCGUUCCCUGACCAAAACCCUGUUCCCUCACCAAAGCCCGUUCUUUGACUAAACUCCAUUCUCUGACCAAAUCCCUUUCCCUGCCCAAAGCUCUAUUCCCUGAUGAAAUCCCCGUUCCCUGACCAGAGCUCCUUCCCUGACCAAACCCCGUUCUUUGACCAAACCCCGUUCCCUGCCCAAAGCCCCAUUCCCUGAUAAAAUCCCCGUUCCCUGACCAAACCCUAUUACCUGACCAAAGCUCCAUUCCUUAACCAAAGCCCCAUUCCCUGACCAAACCCAGUUCUGUGACCAAAACCCCAUUCUCUGACCAAAAUCUGUUCCCUGACCAAAGCAUCAUUCCUUAACCAAAGCCCCAUUCCCUGCCCAAACCCCACGAGCUGAGCUUGUUCUCUGAUUUCUGCUUCCAGCCAUGACCAUGCAGUUCAUCAGCCAUCGGUUCCCUGAGGACCACGAUCCCACCAUUGAGGAUGCCUAUAAAAUCCGGAUCCGCAUCGAUGAUGAACCUGCCAACCUGGAUAUUUUGGAUACAGCAGGACAGGCAGAGUUCACAGCCAUGAGGGAUCAGUACAUGAGGGCUGGAGAGGGUUUCAUCAUCUGCUACUCCAUCACGGACCGGCGCAGCUUCCACGAGGUGCGCGAGUUCAAGCAGCUCAUUUACCGCGUGCGCCGCACCGACGACACCCCCGUGGUGCUGGUGGGCAACAAGUCUGACCUCACCCAGCUGCGCCAGGUGUCCAAGGAGGAGGGCUCUGCCUUGGCACGAGAAUUCAGCUGCCCCUUCUUCGAGACCUCGGCCGCCUUCCGCUACUACAUCGACGACGUGUUCCACGCGCUGGUGCGUGAGAUCCGCCGCAAGGAGAGGGAGGCUGUCGUGGCCUUGGAGAGGAAAUCCAAGCCCAAAAGCAACAUCUGGAAAAGACUCAAAUCCCCCUUUCGUAGAAAGAAGGAUUCAGUCACUUGAACAGAAAAAGAAUUCUGCAAAACCAGGACAAAAAGCUGUGACCCUCCGGCAGGAUGUGACACCGGAGAGGGAAUGUGGAACUCUGCCAGUUGUUUUUGUUUAGAACCGUGUUGCCUUCUGGGUGUUGAACUUCAAGCCCAGUUGUACUUUGUUGUUAUUUUUUUACUGGACCCAGGUGAUGGGUUCAUGGCCCUGCACUUUGGAGUGUUUGUCCUUGGAAGCUGAACUGUGCAAAGCAUUGUUGGAGUUCAGCCUCUCUCUUGAAUCCGUGGUUUUCUCAGUUGUUUGCACAAGAGGAUUUUGCUUUUUUUUUCAUGAGAGGCUGGAAGAGGUGAUCACAAAGUGACUUCUUGUGCCCUCAUGGAA
This is a messenger RNA of Ficedula albicollis (Collared flycatcher), 1421 nucleotides long. It is a transcript of the gene RIT1, whose product is annotated as Ras-like without CAAX 1. The transcript is spliced from 4 exons. Gene Ontology annotation, molecular function: GTPase activity; GDP binding; GTP binding. The record is from RefSeq and is a predicted model, not a curated record. Gene Ontology annotation, cellular component: plasma membrane. Bases 504 to 1055 code for a protein of 183 amino acids. Gene Ontology annotation, biological process: Ras protein signal transduction. Lineage: Eukaryota; Metazoa; Chordata; Aves; Passeriformes; Muscicapidae.